CGCAAGCGGUGAAAGGAGAACCGUAACAGCGGUAGUGUCACGAACUGUUAUUAAUCAAAAUACUUCAGGUAAAUAUUGGUACACUUGCCGUCAAGGCGAUCUGAAACCGGAAGGCUGUUUUUCACCUACCAAUGAACGAUUACCAAUUGGUGGUACAUUUGUGGAAAAUGGAUAUGAAAUACAAUGCAUUCUGGAUAACAGUGGUUACCUGCAAUUCAAAUUUAGCGCUUGCGUUCCAAAACCGAACAAACGAUAUCUGAUCGGUGAAACAUGGGAAGAUGACCAGGUAUCAUUUUAUUUGCUUCCACCAACUUAUCACAUGUACUGGUUUGAAUGUAAAGCUGAUGGCCCAUAUCUCAGGGUUGAAAUUCGUGGCUGCGUCACUCAUGACAAAACUCGCAGAAUUGCGCUCGAUGAAGUGUACGAUUUUGGCGAAUACACGUACGUGCUAAUAAAGUUUUCCGGUUAAUU
This is a messenger RNA of Gongylonema pulchrum, 471 nucleotides long. Lineage: Eukaryota; Metazoa; Nematoda; Chromadorea; Rhabditida; Gongylonematidae. The record is from the annotation of a GenBank genome assembly.